Molecule: messenger RNA, 817 nt
Organism: Hibiscus syriacus
Lineage: Eukaryota; Viridiplantae; Streptophyta; Magnoliopsida; Malvales; Malvaceae
Product: protein SHORT HYPOCOTYL IN WHITE LIGHT 1-like
Exons: 4
Coding region: 15-659 (214 amino acids)
Biological process (GO): negative regulation of photomorphogenesis; regulation of abscisic acid-activated signaling pathway
Source: RefSeq, a predicted model, not a curated record
UUAUCCUCUCGGGUAUGUCCUUUCAGCUCCAAGAACUUAAACCGGGAUUAGCUUUGUUGCCGAUACCUGUUUACGUUUUUUCACAAAUGGCGAUGGCAAUAGCUUUAUCAUGCAGCCAUCUCAGUCCUACAGCUACUAAUAAACUCCCCCACUCCUCGAUCUCUCCACCCACAACGCUUCCCUUCCCUCUCAAUUCCUUCAGCCUCAAAGCCCCAAUAUUCCCCAUUUGCCGUAGCCAGUAUGAUAGCUCGGGUUAUGAGGAAGCCGAGGCGGUCGACGAACCUUUCUUCCGUAAUUUGGUUGAAGAGAGCGACGACGACGACGACGACGAAACAGAGAGCAGCGUGGAUUUAUUGAUGAGAUUCUUGCAGAGCAUGUUCAGGAAAGUCUCGAAGCGUGCCAAGAAGGCUUCUAGAUCUAUCUUACCUGCUGGAAUGUCGCCCCAACUGGUGUCUUUUGCAGUUGAUGGAGUACUCUUAUUGGCUGCACUUUCCAUUCUCAAAUCACUUCUUGAGGUGGUUUGCACUCUUGGAGGCACUGUAUUUGUCGUAAUACUUCUCCUUCGCGUGAUCUGGGCUGCUGUGUCGUAUUUUCAAUCGAUUAGCAAUGCUUUUAACCAAGGUGGGGGUUCCUUCGGCGCUUCACAGCCAAUAAUAUAACCUCAUCAUUGGCUAAAGAUGGGGUUUUGGAAGUUUUUUUUAUACAGAUGUGCUGCUGUUUCCUCUUGCACAUUUGACUAGGAAAGGGCAAAUAUGACAGCUGUGUACACCUUUUUACACUAGUACUAUUGAAUAAUUGAUCAUAUGGCGUAAAAGAA